AUGCAAAUGGAUUGGUCAAAAUCGUCAACUUUGACUUUUUUUUUGGCUCUCUCGAGCCGACACUCUCCUUCUAUAUUACCUUACAAUUUGCUUCUCUCAAUUCCCACCACACAACACCACACCAUGAACACUUCUUCCUCUUCUUCUUCCUUCCCUCUCUUUAUCUUCGCCGCCAUUAUCUUUCUCCGGUGCCUAAACCCCACCGGAGCCGCCACGUGUCAUCCAGAUGACGAGGCGGGUCUUCUAGCAUUCAAAGCGGGUAUAACCCGAGAUCCUUCGGGUAUUCUCAGCUCAUGGAAGAAAGGUACUGCUUGCUGCUCAUGGAACGGUGUCACUUGUCUCACCGGCGAUCGCGUCACCGCACUCACCGUCGCCGGACAGUCUGAUGUCGCCGGAAGUUUCCUCUCCGGCACUAUCUCUCCGUCGUUAGCCAAACUCCAACACCUCGACGGAAUUUACUUCACCGAUCUCAAAAACAUCACCGGAUCUUUCCCCCAGUUCCUUUUCCGAUUACCAAAGCUUAUAUACGUUUACAUCGAGAAUAACCGUCUCUCCGGUCCUCUUCCGGUUAACAUCGGUUCGUUAAGCCAAUUCGAAGCGUUUAGUCUCGAGGGAAACCGGUUCACGGGUCCAAUCCCGAGUUCGAUUUCGAAUUUAACUCGGUUAUCGCAGCUCAAUCUCGGCAAUAAUCUCUUAACCGGAACUAUCCCUUUAGGGAUUGCUAAUCUCAAGCUCAUGUCGUCUCUAAAUCUCGGCGGUAACCGUCUCACCGGAACAAUCCCGGAUGUUUUCAAAUCCAUGACGGAGCUCCGAUCGCUAACUCUCUCUCGCAACAGAUUUUCCGGUAAUCUCCCGCCGUCGAUCGCGUCUCUCUCGCCGAUUCUCAGGUUCCUCGAGUUAGGCCAGAACAAUCUCUCCGGUACCAUCCCGAGCUAUUUAUCGAGAUUCAAAGCCCUCGAUACAUUGGAUCUCUCAAGGAAUCGAUUCUCUGGAAUCGUACCCAAGAGCUUCGCGAAUCUCACAAAAAUCUUCAAUCUCGAUCUCUCACACAAUCUCCUAACCGAUCCGUUCCCUGAAUUGUUCGUGAAAGGAAUCGAAUCUCUUGAUCUAUCGUACAAUCAAUUUCACCUGAAAAUGAUUCCAAAAUGGGUGACUUCGUCGCCGAUCAUCUUCUCGUUGAAGCUAGCGAAAUGCGGAAUCAAGAUGAGAUUUGACGAUUGGAAGCCUGCAGAGACUUACUUCUACGAUUUCAUCGAUCUCUCGGAAAACGAGAUCUCAGGGAGUCCGGCGAGGUUUCUGAACCAGACGGAGUAUCUUGUGGAGUUCCGUGCGGCGGGGAAUAAACUCCGAUUUGAUAUGGGGAAGCUGAAGUUUGCGAAGACACUGAAAACUCUUGAUUUGUCGAGGAACUUGGUGUUUGGGAAGGUGCCUGCGACGGUGGCUGGAUUGAAGACACUGAACGUGAGUCGGAAUCAUCUUUGCGGAAAGCUUCCGGCGACAAAGUUUCCGGCUAGUGCGUUCGCCGGUAAUGACUGUCUCUGCGGGUCUCCACUUUCUCCUUGUAAAGUUUAAACGGGCAAGAAAGCUAGAAACUGGUAUUUGGAUUUAGUUUGACACUUGGCUCCAAAUAAGAUUUGUAUUGUAUUAUUAUUAAUAACAAAUAAAGUAGUUUUAAGAUAUGAAGACACUUCA
Eutrema salsugineum is the source of this 1692-nucleotide messenger RNA. Its product is annotated as probable inactive leucine-rich repeat receptor kinase XIAO. NCBI's taxonomy places the organism in Eukaryota, Viridiplantae, Streptophyta, Magnoliopsida, Brassicales, Brassicaceae. Gene Ontology annotation, molecular function: protein binding. The record is from RefSeq and is a predicted model, not a curated record.